Myotis daubentonii (Daubenton's bat) is the source of this 2889-nucleotide messenger RNA. Its product is annotated as UDP-glucuronosyltransferase 2B31-like. The record is from RefSeq and is a predicted model, not a curated record. Gene Ontology annotation, molecular function: glucuronosyltransferase activity. NCBI's taxonomy places the organism in Eukaryota, Metazoa, Chordata, Mammalia, Chiroptera, Vespertilionidae.
CGGGCGAGGCCGCCGCUCCGGGUACACCGCGGAGGGGUUCCCAUUGCUUCGGCCUCGGCUGCACCAGGACCGACCGGUGGGCUAGGGCCCGGAGGAUCGGGAAGGAGUGGCAAGCCACGCGCGCGAGCCCCAGGACCGCUGGCGCCGGCGCCCGCAGCGCCCACUCAGGCCGCCCCGCGGCAGGGAAACGCGGCCGGGAGGGGCUGGUGGGAGCCGCAACCGGCAGAAGGAGGCUGCCGCGAUCGGCGCGCUGGCGCUGGGGCCACGCCCAGAAGUUAUACUUUAACUUCCUGGUUGGUUUCCCUUUGCAGGGAAGCAUGAGCCAUAGUGAAAGGGAUCAGCCAUUUGAAAAGAAGCCUGUGUGCCACCAGGAUGCCUAUGAAGUGGAUUUCAGUUCUGCUGCUGCUACAGCUGAGUGGUCACUUCAGCCCUGGGAGUUGUGGAAAAGUGCUGGUGUGGCCCACAGAAUACAGCCACUGGAUCAACAUGAAGACCAUCCUGGAUGCACUGGUCCAGAGAGGUCAUGAAGUGACUGUUCUGACAUCUUCAGCUUCAAUUCUUGUUGAUCCCAAUAAACCGUCUGCUAUCCAAUUUGAGAUUUUUCCUACAUCUGUAACAAAAGAUGAUUUUGAGGAUAUUCUCAUGCGGCUGACCUCUAAGUGGACAUAUAUGCCAAAAUAUACAUUUUGGACUUAUUAUUCACAAAUUCAAGAUAACAUUUGGGAAUAUUUUGAUUGUAUUCAAAAGCUCUGUAAAGAUGCUGUUUUGAACAAGAAAGUUAUGAGAAAACUACAGGAAUCAAGGUUUGAUGUCAUUCUUGCAGAUCCUGCUGGACCCUGUGGUGAGCUGCUGGCUGAGCUACUUAAAAUACCUUUUGUGUACACUCUCCGCUUCUUUUUUGGCUAUACAAUUGAAAAGUACAGUGGAGGACUUCCAUUCCCUCCAUCCUACGUACCUAUUGUCUUAUCAGAAUUAAGUGAUCAAAUGACAUUCAUGGAGAGGGUAAAAAAUAUGAUGUAUGUGCUUUAUUUUGAUUUCUGGUUCCAAGCAUUUAGUGAGAAGUGGGAUCAACUUUACAGCGAAGCACUAGGAAGACCCACUACAUUAUUCGAGUUAAUGAGAAAAGCAGAUAUAUGGUUUAUUCGAACCUAUUGGGAUUUUGAGUUUCCUCGCCCACUCUUGCCACAUUUUCAAUUUGUUGGAGGUCUCCACUGCAAACCUGCUAAGCCUCUGCCUAAGGAAAUGGAAGAGUUUGUCCAGAGCUCUGGAGAAAAUGGUAUCGUGGUGUUUUCCCUGGGGUCGAUGGUGACUAACAUGACCGAAGAAAGAGCCAAUGUGAUUGCAUCAGCCCUUGCCCGGGUUCCUCAAAAGGUUAUAUGGAGAUAUGAUGGCAAAAAACCAGAUACCUUAGGGCCAAACACCCGGCUCUAUAAAUGGAUCCCCCAGAAUGACCUUCUUGGUCAUCCAAAAACCAAAGCCUUUGUAACUCAUGGUGGAACCAAUGGCAUCUAUGAGGCAAUCUACCAUGGGAUCCCUAUGGUGGGCCUUCCUAUGUUUGCGGAUCAACCUGAUAACAUUGCUCACAUGAAGACCAAGGGAGCAGCUAUCAGAUUGGACUUCAACACUAUUUCAAGUACAGAUUUUCUCAAUGCAUUGAAGACUGUCAUUAAUGACCCUUCAUAUAAGGAGAACACUAUGAAGUUAUCAAGAAUUCAUCACGACCAGCCUAUGAAACCUCUAGAUCGAGCAGUCUUCUGGAUCGAGUUUGUCAUGCGCCACAAAGGAGCCAAACAUCUUCGGCCAGCCGCCCUUGACCUCACCUGGUUCCAGUACCACUCUUUGGAUGUAAUUGGGUUCCUGCUGGCGUGUAUGGCAACUGCUACAUUUGUCAUCGCAAAAUGUGUUCUGUUUUGUUGCCGGAAGUGUUUUAAAACAGGAAAGAAGAAAAAAAGAGAGUAGUGUUAUUGCGGAGGCCUAAAGCUGAUAUGCCUCGUAGAUAGGACUCCUCCACUUCAUUCCAGCAGGAAGUUGCGAUGUAAGGGUUCACUAUCUCCUGUGACGACCUUACUUUUCACAAUUUAGCUUCUCAGAUCCAAAUUUGUUUUCAAGUGACUAUCUGGUUAAGAGUUAUAAAUAUGUCAUGCCAAAAAUAAAAACUUAUAAAAAGUAAACCAAAAAUAAAGCAAUAUGAAUAUAUUUUUAAAUUUGUUAUUCUAAUUGCAAAGUUAUACCAAAAUAUUAGCUUAAUUAUGUUUCAAAUAUUACACAUGAACACAAGAACAUUAAGUAGUCUAUUCACAUAUUAAUAUUAUUUUGCAAAUACUCAGAAUAUUUUAAUAUUAUUUGGGUGCAAAAAUCUGUGGUUUUAUCUUUUGCUAAACAAAACUAUUCAAAAUUUAGAAUUGUGCAAAAUAAUUCAUCCUUCUAUUUCAUUUUGGGAGACCACCAAUGCUCCUUUGUUUUACUGUACAUCCAGCCUCAGCAUCACUUCUUACCUACGGACAUGGAAGUCAUUUGCUUUCAUCAGGUAAGUUAAUUUAUCAUCAAAACUUAUAUGGAUUGAAAAAUAUGACAACAGCUAAUUGCUUCCUAUUGUACACUGAGCUAUAUAUGAAAGACUUUGGUUUCAGUAGCUAAUUCUAUUUACCUCACUGCCCCCUAAAAAGAUUCACCAGGUUUUUUCACUCUUGUUUUAGUCUUUGAUAAUGGGUAUAUGCCUCCAAUUAUAACUUUGAUAAUGUAGAAUCCAUACUCUAAAGGGACUUACUGAAUUUUCAUUCCCUCCAAAUAUAUGUGUACAUAUAUAUGCCCACAUCUUGUAAAACAAGGCACAGAAUCACUUAGCUACUUACAGACACAGUGAACAAUUCAAUGUGUUUGUUGAAGGCA